GAGAUGGGAUUGCCAGGGAAAGUAGCCCAUUUAUUAACAGUGCAGAGUUGGACACAGGAAACAUGUAUGAAGGAAAGAAUAUGGCUCUCUUCGAGGAAGAAAUGGAUAGUAAUCCCAUGGUGUCAUCUCUUCUGAAUAAACUAGCAAACUACACUAAUCUGACUCAAGGUGUGGUGGAACAUGAAGCAGAUGAAGACAGCAAGCGAAAGGAAGUCAAGGUUCCACGAAUGGGCACUUUUAUUGGUGUGUAUCUUCCCUGUUUGCAAAACAUCUUGGGAGUCAUCCUUUUCCUACGUUUAACAUGGAUUGUAGGAACAGCUGGAGUUCUUGAGUCUUUCAUCAUCGUGUUCAUGUGUUGUGCUUGUACUAUGCUAACUGCAAUUUCAAUGAGUGCAAUAGCAACAAAUGGUGUAGUUCCAGCUGGAGGCUCUUACUACAUGAUUUCAAGAUCUUUAGGGCCAGAGUUUGGUGGAGCCGUUGGACUUUGUUUCUAUUUGGGCACAACCUUUGCAGGAGCAAUGUACAUUCUGGGUACCAUUGAAAUUUUAUUGACCUACAUUUCUCCAAGUGCUGCUAUAUUUAAAGCAGAAGAUGUUAGUGGUGAAGCAGAGGCUAUGCUGAACAACAUGAGAGUUUAUGGAACAUGUAUUAUCAUUCUGAUGGCCAUAGUAGUUUUUGUGGGAGUAAAGUAUGUCAACAAACUUGCACUGGUCUUCCUUGCCUGUGUGAUUCUUUCCAUCAUUGCCAUAUAUGCUGGAGUUAUUAAGACUGCUUUUGACCCUCCUGACUUUCCUAUCUGUCUCCUUGGAAACCGUACGUUGUCAAAACGCAACUUUGAGGUCUGUGCCAAAUUUACUGAAAGUAAUAAUGAAACAAAGACUACACCUUUGUGGCUCCUAUUCUGUGAUAGUUCUUUGCUUAAUGCUACGUGUGAUGACUACUUUAGUCUGAAUAAUGUAACAGAAAUUCAAGGGAUUCCAGGAAUAAUGAGUGGAGUUCUAUCUGAUAAUCUCUGGAGUACCUAUACAGAUAAAGGAUCAAUAGUCGAGAAAAAAGAUCAGCCAUCAGUUGCUGGAUCAGAAGAGACAAAAAUGGCUGGACUCCCUUAUGUUUUUACAGACAUCAUGACCUACUUCACAAUGCUUGUAGGGAUUUAUUUCCCAUCUGUGACAGGUAUUAUGGCAGGUUCAAACAGAUCUGGAGAUCUAAAGGAUGCUCAGAAAUCUAUUCCUACUGGAACAAUCUUGGCUAUUUCAACUACGUCUUUUAUUUAUCUCUCCUGUAUAGUGUUGUUCGGUGCAUGUAUAGAAGGUGUGAUAUUAAGAGAUAAGUUUGGAGAAGCAGUUAAUGGAAAUCUAGUGGUUGGUACGCUGGCCUGGCCUUCUCCAUGGGUUAUUGUGAUUGGUUCAUUCUUUUCAACAUGUGGUGCUGGUCUGCAGAGUCUCACUGGUGCACCCCGUCUGUUACAGGCCAUUGCAAGAGAUGGCAUUGUACCGUUUAUUCAAAUAUUUGGUCAUGGAAAAGCAAAUGGAGAACCAACUUGGGCUCUACUUCUCACUGCUGGUAUUUGUGAAAUAGGAAUUUUGAUAGCCUCAUUGGACAGUGUAGCACCAAUUCUUUCAAUGUUUUUCCUUAUGUGCUAUAUGUUUGUAAAUCUGGCUUGUGCAGUUCAGACGCUUUUACGGACUCCCAACUGGAGACCUCGUUUCAAGUAUUACCAUUGGACUCUUUCAUUCCUGGGGAUGAGUUUAUGUCUUGCCUUGAUGUUCAUUUGCUCUUGGUACUAUGCUUUGAUUGCCAUGCUAAUCGCAGGAUGUAUAUACAAAUACAUAGAAUAUAGAGGAGCGGAAAAAGAAUGGGGCGAUGGAAUCCGAGGUCUGUCCCUGAAUGCAGCUCGCUAUGCUUUGCUUCGUGUUGAAGAUGGUCCUCCUCACACCAAGAAUUGGAGGCCACAAGUUUUGGUCUUACUAAACUUGGAUAACGAGCAGUUAGUGAAACACCCAAGAUUGCUUUCUUUCACCUCUCAGUUGAAGGCUGGUAAAGGACUGACUAUUGUGGGCUCUGUGCUUGAGGGAGUCUACUUAGAUAAAUGUACAGAAACUCAUAAAGCUGAAGAGAAUGUUAAGGCCUUAAUGGGAGUAGAAAAGACUAAAGGAUUUUGCCAGAUUGUGGUGUCUCCUAACUUCAGAGAUGGAAUAUCCUACUUGAUUCAGUCAGCUGGUCUAGGAGGGAUGAAGCACAACACAGUCCUGAUGGCAUGGCCACAGUCAUGGAAGCAGACAGAAAAUCGUUUCUCAUGGAAAAAUUUUGUUGAUACUGUACGAGAAACAACAGCAGCUCAGCAAGCGCUUUUGGUGGCUAAAAACAUUGACUUAUUUCCAACAAAUCAAGAACGUUUUACUGAAGGAAACAUAGAUGUGUGGUGGAUUGUUCAUGAUGGUGGUAUGCUGAUGUUACUGCCUUUCCUCCUUCGACAGCACAAGGUUUGGAGAAAAUGUAAAAUGCGUAUCUUCACUGUCGCUCAAAUGGAUGAUAAUAGCAUUCAAAUGAAGAAGGAUCUUCAGAUGUUCUUAUACCAUCUUAGACUGAAUGCUGAAGUGGAGGUUGUUGAAAUGUUUGAAAAUGAUAUUUCUGCAUUCACGUAUGAGAAGACACUUAUGAUGGAACAGCGAUCUCAGAUGCUGAAGCAGAUGCAGCUAUCAAAGAAUGAAAGGGAAAGGGAGAUUCAGAGCAUCACUAAUGAGUCUCGAGGCUCAAUCAGAAGAAAAAGCUACUCCAGUCCACUGUCCAUUGGCCAAGAUGCCCAGGCACUGCUGCCUAAUGUUUAUCAAGAGGAGGAGGCCCAGCUGAUCCAUGAUCGAAACACUGCCUCGCGCUCUACUCCAGCAGUCAAAGCAAGUGUGGCUGCUGCUGUGCCAGAAAAAGUGCACAUGACCUGGACUAAAGAAAAGUUUAUAGCAGAAAAGCAUAAACACAAAGAUUCAAAUGUGUCUGGUUUUAAGGAUAUUUUCAACAUGAAGCCCGAAUGGGGAAAUCUGAAUCAGUCAAACGUGAGAAGAAUGCACACUGCUGUGAAGCUCAAUGGAGUAGUGCUUAAUAAAUCACAACAUGCUCAGCUAGUUCUCCUGAAUAUGCCUGGACCUCCUAAAAACAGAAAAGGAGAUGAAAACUACAUGGAGUUUCUGGAAGUUCUGACAGAAGGUCUGGAUAGAGUUCUUCUAGUCCGAGGCAGUGGACGUGAAGUGAUCACCAUUUAUUCUUGA
This is a messenger RNA of Acanthisitta chloris (rifleman), 3263 nucleotides long. Its product is annotated as solute carrier family 12 member 7-like. NCBI's taxonomy places the organism in Eukaryota, Metazoa, Chordata, Aves, Passeriformes, Acanthisittidae. The transcript is spliced from 25 exons. Gene Ontology annotation, biological process: chloride ion homeostasis; cell volume homeostasis; potassium ion import across plasma membrane. Gene Ontology annotation, molecular function: potassium:chloride symporter activity. Gene Ontology annotation, cellular component: membrane. The annotation marks the transcript as partial. The record is from RefSeq and is a predicted model, not a curated record.